Messenger RNA from Colletotrichum graminicola M1.001, 1701 nucleotides. RefSeq lists its product as uncharacterized. Gene Ontology annotation, biological process: transmembrane transport; nucleobase transport. Bases 1 to 1701 code for a protein of 566 amino acids. Lineage: Eukaryota; Fungi; Ascomycota; Sordariomycetes; Glomerellales; Glomerellaceae. The transcript is spliced from 5 exons. The record is from RefSeq and is a predicted model, not a curated record. Gene Ontology annotation, molecular function: nucleobase transmembrane transporter activity. Gene Ontology annotation, cellular component: plasma membrane.
AUGGACAUGGAUACCGCGACCACUACCGCCCGGCCGGAGAAGGCUCACACCUCAAGAUGGAGAUACUGGGCCGACAAAAUCGCCGUCACGUCGGAACCCGGGCUAACCAGCGCACAGCUGAUGCUUACCAACUAUGACCUGAAACCUGUCGAGCCCGAGAGACGGCAGUGGGGUCCUUGGAACUUCGUGGCUUUCUGGAUCGCAGAUUCCUUCAACGUCAACACCUGGAUGAUCUCAUCUUCCAUGAUCGUCAACGGUCUCUCAUGGUGGCAGUCGUGGCUCUGUGUCUGGAUAGGUUAUGCCAUUGCCGGUUGCUUCAUUUGCUUAACCGGCCGUAUCGGCGCUCAGUACCACAUCGGUUUCCCCGUCGUCAACAGGUCCUCUUUUGGCAUCUGGGGUAGUCUGUGGCCUGUCUUCAACCGUGCGGCUAUGGCUUGUGUCUGGUACGGUGUUCAGUCUUACAUUGGAGGCCACUGCGUUUAUUUAAUGAUUCGUUCCAUCUGGAAGUCGUGGGACCGCGAUGAGAUCCCCAAUACUUUCCCCGAUGAUUCCGGCACCACCACAGCGGACUGGGUGUCGUUUUUCAUUUUCUGGCUCUGCUCCCUACCCGCCAUUUGGUUCCCAGUUCACAAGAUUCGCCACUUGUUUACGGUCAAGUCAUACGCCGUUCCCUGCGCUGGAAUCGCCUUCAUGAUCUGGGCCAUCGUUCGUGCUGGUGGUAUCGGCCCCGUAGUACGCCAACCCGCCAAAAAGCAGGGUAGCGAGCUCGCCUGGGAAUUCGUCAAGGGUGUCAUGUCCUCCAUCGCCAACUUUGCGACGCUCAUCGUCAACGACCCCGAUUUCUCCCGUUUCGCCUCAAAGCCUCGCGAUGCGCUAUGGUCCCAGCUUUUCACAAUUCCCCUUGGCUUCGCCUUAACCUCGUUCAUCGGAAUCAUGGUCUCUUCAUCCUCGGUGGUCAUCUACGGCAAGGAGAUCUGGGAUCCGCUCGACCUCCUUGAAAGGUUCAUUGACGACGGCGGCUCGGGCCAGAGAUUCGGCGUCUUUGUGAUUGCCGCAUCGUUCGCCUUGGCUCAACUCGGAACUAACAUCGCCGCCAAUUCGGUUUCGGCCGGUACUGAUAUGACGGCUCUACUACCUCGAUGGCUCAGCAUCCGCCGCGGUGGAUACAUCUGUGCUGCCGUGGGUCUGGCCAUGUGCCCGUACACGCUUCUCACCACCGCCAACCAGUUCACCACGUACUUGUCGGCGUACAGUGUUUUCCUCAGUUCUAUCGCCGGCGUCAUGUGCUCCGAUUACUACUUUGUCCGCCGGGGAUAUCUCGAGGUCAAGGAAUUAUACGAUGCGCGCAAGACCGGACCGUACUAUUUUACCUACGGAUUUCACUGGCGCGGCUAUGCUGCAUACAUCUCCGGGAUCCUGGUUAACGUCGUUGGCUUUGCGGGCGCAAUCGGUCGAGAUGUGCCCGUAGGUGCCACCUAUAUCUACAACGUCAAUUUCUUUGCUGGCUUCAUUGUCUCAAGUGGCAUGUACUGGGGCCUGUGCAAGGUGUCCCCGAUUCCUGCCUGCAGCGAUAGGUGGAUGGAGGUUGGAGACGAGAUUGACGACCUUCGUGUUGCUUACAACACCGACAGCCAGGACUUCGAUGAGGAGGUUUUGACUGGUUCCCCGAAGGGCAUUGAUGAUGGAUCGAAGCACAUCUGA